This is a messenger RNA of Thermochaetoides thermophila DSM 1495, 1329 nucleotides long. RefSeq lists its product as uncharacterized. Gene Ontology annotation, biological process: positive regulation of mitochondrial translation. The record is from RefSeq and is a predicted model, not a curated record. The transcript has a single exon. NCBI's taxonomy places the organism in Eukaryota, Fungi, Ascomycota, Sordariomycetes, Sordariales, Chaetomiaceae. Bases 1 to 1329 code for a protein of 442 amino acids.
AUGAGGUCGCUUCUGCCCCGUCUCGGGUCUUUGGCCCGUGUUCCCAUCGCUUACUCAAGAACCCCUCUCACAUGCCGCCGCCUCUUCCACUAUUCGGUCCCUGCCCUCCAGGACAACAAGUCGUCCUCGGACUGGUCCUCCAUCACCGGCUCAUCUUCCUCUUCUUCGUCUUUGUCUGAUUCUAGUUCCAGCACCAACAAUGAGGAGAAAAAGAUCACCACGACCACGACCACAACUACGAAGCGGCGCACCCCGCCCUUGAAAAACUCUCUGCACCGCGUCGCCAUCGUCGCCCAAAAGGGUGUCCCGACUAAGCCGCCCUCCCCAACCGCCGCCGAGCCCUCUCGCGGCCGCGACGGCACCAACACUAUCAGCGCUGUCUGCAUGGCCGAGUCCUUCGACAUGGACGCCGUCGUCGACAUCCUCAAGAACCACGGCUUCGAUCUGGACCCGGAUAACACGGGCUUCGAGCUGCACGAGGUGGUGCACGCACGGGGAUUCAAUAAUGGUGACAUUUUCGUGUUCCCCUCCGGCACCGUCGUGACCUGGGGCUUGCCGCAUGAUGUGAUUGAUACCCUGGCGGCAAAGCAUUUGUUGCCUGCUGCGCAGACGCCGUAUCAAGCCGAGGACAAGGAGAUCGAAGAUCUCGACUUCCUCGUCGACCCGGAGCAGGAGGAAUCCAGCGUCAGCGGGUCCGUCGUCGUGCUCGGCACCCGUCGUGAAGUGAAGACCGGCGAUAAGCUGGAUACAACCCUCGCCAAAAUCGCUUUCUCCUCCGGCCUGGCCCGCUCCACCAAGCUCGCCGUCCUCGAGUCUUCCCUAACUCGGUAUCUCGAAAGCACGCGACACAUCCCAGACCGCCUGUCCCAAGGCCUCAAAGCCCCCUUAUCGCGAGAACUCAUCCUCCAAAAAGCCGGCGAACUCCUCAACCUGCGCAGCCAGCUCAACCACUACCACGACCUGACCGAUGCGCUGCCUGACAUCUUCUGGGACAGCGAAGAGAAGCUCGAGACAUACUACGCCAAGAUCGGGAAAGCCCUCGACGUUGGCGUGCGCAUCAAGACGCUGAAUGACAAGAUGACGUACGCACAGGAGGUGGUCAAUGUUGCGCAGGGCGUGCUGGACAUCAGCGAGAAGAUGACCAGCGAGGCGCACAGUACCAGGCUUGAGUGGAUUAUUAUUGGGCUGAUUGCGAUCGAGGUCGUGUUUGAGCUGCGCAGGGUGUAUAUGGAGAGGUAUGAUGUCUUCCAGGAGGAGUUGUUGACGGAGUUGAGGGGAUUGAGGGAGGAAUCUAAGCAGCUUACCGCGGUUGCUUCAACGAGAAAAUAA